AUGGCUAAACCCCUAAAUGAAGAGCGGGUUGAGGAGUAUGAAUUGUUGGAUGAGUAUUACCAGGUAGGCCUAUUGGAGGACGACAACGAAUGCGAAGAGGACAACCCAAUUCUAGAUGGCGUCGAAUCCCAAGCUUUUGGGAAAUUGCAAUUCUUCAACGGCCAGAAGUGGGUUUGGAAGGAAGAUACAUAUAUUUGGUCUGAACGCAGUAUGUGA
Penicillium canariense is the source of this 216-nucleotide messenger RNA. RefSeq lists its product as uncharacterized. Lineage: Eukaryota; Fungi; Ascomycota; Eurotiomycetes; Eurotiales; Aspergillaceae. The record is from RefSeq and is a predicted model, not a curated record. The transcript has a single exon. Bases 1 to 216 code for a protein of 71 amino acids.